This is a messenger RNA of Acaulospora colombiana, 390 nucleotides long. NCBI's taxonomy places the organism in Eukaryota, Fungi, Glomeromycota, Glomeromycetes, Diversisporales, Acaulosporaceae. The record is from the annotation of a GenBank genome assembly.
AUGUCUAAUCUCAGUGAAUUCCAGUCAAAAUAUCCCUCUCCAAUGUCUGUUUAUGAUGGACAGAGUCUGAGUUCGCUUCCUACAAAUUUCAACGUCGACGGGAAGUCGCUAGAUAAUGGGAUAUACGAUCAAACACCGCACUCAGAAGCUUAUAGACGACACCCAACUCCAAUCCGUACUGCAGAACAAGGCAAUGCGUUUGAUUUUCAUAGUAGGCUCUCCAAUCCUGAUCGCAUAUGGAGACUGACGCUAUUACCAAACACGAAUGUCGAGAAGUCUACUAUCUUCCGAAUAGUGAGACUGAGAAGAAAUACGCAAAAGAACUACACGAACGAAUACGCCGUGAGUUCCCUGAGGUGGAUACUUGACUAUAGAAAGUGGCCCAUCUGA